UUUCACUUUGACCAAAAUUUCUGGCGCAGAUGAUUUUCUCCAUCUGAAGGCUAAUGAGCGAACACCAUGAGCGAAUCUGCAGGAAAUUUGGUGUCGGCACUUUUAAACAAUGAGGAGAUAAUAAACACUCUGGCGACUGUAUGUACGGGUCAAAAUACAGCUAACCAAAUCCAGUACCGUUCUACCGAUGAAGAAAUUUAUUCUAUUUUUCACCGUGGAAGACCGAGUGCAGGGAAUGUCCCCGGUCAGGCUGUUCUCGUACCUUCAACCUCACAGGUACCCCCCACAGCUCCCAGGACACAGGAGGUUUCAGGCAAGUAAUCCAGUGGCUCAGUCUUUCACCAAAGAAGUAAUUCUCCUGCCAGACCAUACAUCUACAAAUGUACCAAGGCGAGCCAGCAAAGCUUGGCUUUUUGAAAAUGGACAUAUAAAAUCUGCCUUGGAAUUUGGCUGUCACUGGGAUUCUGGCAGAGUAAUGCAGGCAAUAACGGAGGCCUUCCAGCCAAUAGUGGAUGGAUGCAGGUUACAGAUCUUGAUGCCUUGUCACAACAAACUACUUGAACCAUCCCUCACCUCCAAUCAGACUUUGAGUGGAAGCCUUUUGAAAAAACUGUUUCAUCAGAAGUCCAUUUAUGUCAGGCCUGACAAAGUCAUUUUAAGUGAGGAAAAAGAUUCUUCAUCUUCUGAUGGAGACAGUAGCCAUGCACAGAGCCAUGAUUUUGCUCAAGCAUUGGACAGUGACAAAUCUGUCAUUGGUAGUGUAGGUGACAUCUCCAAAGAGGUUGUCUCAGCUAUCACCACUGUUGAGGCCCAGUCCUUUUCAGGACCUUCCAUCAAGAAUGGUGAUCAAAUUAUCUGGUGUGUUGCUACCCAAGAUAUUUGCACCAGUGCCCCUUCAAUCUCAGACACCACCACCACGUCCACUAGCGCUCCUGUCAUCACUAUUGAUGAAACUCUCACGCUGUCCAGUGGAACUUCUGCCAUCUCCAGUGGGAAUAGCCAUGGCUUGCUUAUUGAUCCCACUGUCAAUGCUAGUGGUGAACAGCAUUGCUUUUCUGCUAAGAAUACCCCUGGUGUGUCCCAUGAUCCCACCCAACGCAACACAUCUGGCAGUAGUUCUUCCAGCACAACCUACAGUGAUUUAAAGAUGACUUUAGAGAGAAUAAUGGAGCAGAUUGCCUCUCGAGUAAAUAAUGACAGCACUGUACGCUUCAAUAUCAUAAGAAGAAAUGUGUGGGAUGGAGCGUCCAGAGCCAUGUGCAGAUCCAAUUUUUCACCUGAGAAGAAGGUAGAUGUUAAGUUCACUGAUGACUAUGGAAUAUCUGAGGGUGCCGUGGACAAUGGAGGGCCUACUCGGGAGUUUUUUCGACUCUGCCUAGAUGAGAUCAAGGACAAACUUGGCAUCUUUGAGGGUCCAUCUAAUGCUAAAGUCCUCACAUGCAACUCCAAAGCAAUGAAAGACAAUGGAUACUUCUAUGCUGGCCAGAUCAUGGCAAUGUCACUUGCCCAUGGGGGCAAAGUCCAUGUUUCCUGUCUGAGCUCUUGUAUGACUGUCUUCAAAAAGGUCCUGACAGUGUCAAAGUUAAAAUUGAACAUAUUCAUGAUGAAGAAAUAAGGUCACAGGUGCAGUCGAUCUUACAGGCUGAGACUGAAUCUCAGCUGCAAGAUGCAGUUGCGCAGGCUGCCAGCUUGAUUAGUCUUGCUGGUCACAAUGUUCGUAUAACACUGGAAAACAAGCAAGAGACUGCUUUGGACUUGGCUCACUGGUAUGUCCUCCAGCGGACCCGUGCAGCUUUUGAAAGGUUCAGAGCUGGGUUAACGUCUCUAGGUGUCCUAGAUGCUCUCCAGAGAUACCCACUACAAACAAAGGGCCUUUUUGUGAAGAGUGAAAAGGGAUUAACAGCAUCUGAUGUAGAGAAUCUCUUCCAGAUCAUCUACUCCGAAAGAGGGAGUAAUGCAUUCCAAGAACAGUGCCGGACCCUGGCUUUCUGGCAAGACUAUCUGCAGGAUGCUGAAAUUGAAAACGAUGUCUCUCUGGAGGAUAUUCUUGUUUUCUUCUCUGGAUGUGACAGCAUUCCUGCAUUGGGUUUCUCGCCAAAGCCAAAGCUCGAGUUCAUCACCCACUCACGAUUUCCAGUGGCUAAUACUUGCGAAAAUAUUCUUUGCUUACCAGUUUAUGCAGCAUAUACUGCUUUUAAAGCGAACAUGGAUUUUGCCAUACGCAAUUCACCAGGAUUUGGAAACGCAUGAGUGGUAAUAUUGUGGAGGGCUUGUAGAGCUCGAGUUACACAGUUGUUGGUUUUUUUUUUGUUAUUUCUUGAGACAAAAAAGUCAAGAAUUUACUGUAAUACACAUAUUACUGUCAAGAACAGCAGGAAAAAUAUACAGUAAAACAAUCUUAAGUUCUUUUUUACAUUUGAAGAUAUAUUUCAAGUCACGGUUUUGUGUUUUGGAUUUAUUAAUGUGAACUUGGUGAACUCUUUUAAGUUGAUAAACAAUAAUAAGCGUAACAAUAACCACAGUUAUGGUUUGUGCUGUCAACUGGGGGCGGAUUGACAGCCAGAUUUAGCUGAAUCACUGUAUACUAUGAUUAAACCUCCCAUUAACACAUGCUGCAUAGGAGGAAAGUCUCAUUGUAGUUGUUUAGAAAUGUUGCCUAGCCACAAGGUUGUGGUAUGACUUUCUAAUAUAUAAACUGUUCUGUGUUCUUA
Molecule: messenger RNA, 2711 nt
Organism: Toxotes jaculatrix (banded archerfish)
Lineage: Eukaryota; Metazoa; Chordata; Actinopteri; Toxotidae
Exons: 11
Coding region: 188-1615 (475 amino acids)
Molecular function (GO): ubiquitin-protein transferase activity
Source: RefSeq, a predicted model, not a curated record